This is a messenger RNA of Leptidea sinapis, 2174 nucleotides long. RefSeq lists its product as uncharacterized. The coding region runs from base 444 to 2057 and encodes 537 amino acids. The record is from RefSeq and is a predicted model, not a curated record. Lineage: Eukaryota; Metazoa; Arthropoda; Insecta; Lepidoptera; Pieridae. The transcript is spliced from 2 exons.
CUGAACUUGUAUUGAUCAAGUAUUGAACUUGUCAACGCGCGCCGUGAUAACUCAUUAAUCGUCUCCUUACGUGUAAUCUCGUGAUCAAGUGUCUUGUGAUCCCUUGUUUCAUCAUUAUCGAAUUCGGGAAGGAAGAGUGGCCACUCAAAGAAAACGUCUACAAAAUAAAGAGGGAAAUUCGCGACCCGGCACGUGGUGGAAGAAUCGCUGCUGCUCUGGUAAGUCCUCCUGUCUUAUUUCCUUACACCGGCUUCCUAAUUAAAAUAUUCACCUAGAUCCAGCGCAUACAUAUUUUUUGGUCACUUCGGCCAGGGAUAUCUAACUUAAUUAAAUUUGUUAAUUCUGUUAGUCGGCCGCCAUAUUAAAUUGUUAAUACUUAAUACGUUGGCUGUUUCACUGUUACUUACUUAACAUUACGUCAAUCAGUAGAUAUCUAAUUAACGAUGGCCACUUCUAAAUCACAAGAACAAAUAUUUGACCGUAAUUUACGUAGGUUAGAAAUUAAAGUAAAGGCCUACUUUACACGUAUGCAGGAUAUGUACGAUAGUAUUGCGAAGUUGGAUACUGCCGAUAAAAUAGACACAUUUUUGUCUAAGGCUAGUACGAUCGACAUUAUUCGAUCGGACUUUGUACGUACAUUAGACGAACGUAAUGAGUUGUUAGCUUCAGAAGUAAACGCUGGUGAGCCAAAUUAUGCAGCCAUGCUUGCUUUUGAAGACCUAUAUGCGUCUGUUAGAUUCAAAUACUCGCAGUUGUCAUCGCGUCCCAAUACACACAAUACCUGUGAAACCAAAAUGGCGUUUCACAAGUCAAGCCCAAAAUUACCGAGGCUUGAAUUAAUGUCUUUUAAUGGCGAAUUAGAAAAUUGGCCUAUAUUUUAUGAAACAUUCAAGUCAAGUAUUCACGAAAAUAUAGAACUAAAUGAUAGUGAGAAAAUUCAAUAUUUAAUGGGUAAAUUAACGGGAAAGGCAUUAACUAUUUGUCAGGGUUUUAUGCCAACGGCUGAAAACUAUUCGGUUCUCUGGCAGACAUUAAUUAAUAAAUAUAACGACAAACGCGUACUGGCUGCAUCGUACUUCGAUAAGCUGUUAAACUUACCUUCCGUUAACGAAGAUUGUUCUAAUAGUCUAGAUAACUUCAUAGAUAAAUAUUCAUCUCUAAUUAGUUCGUUAAAACAAUUAAAUUUAGAUAAUUUGGAAGAUUUUAUUUUUAUUCAUUUAGGUUCAAAAAAGGUUGGCUUAAAUAUUUUGAAAUCGUUUGAAAUGCAUCACGGUACUUCAGUUAAACUUCCAUCAUGUUCGCAAUUUAUAGACUUUAUUCGUAAUCAGUCACAUAUUUUACAACGAGCUAAUAAUAUUGUAGGUACGAGGCAGUCUAGUUACAAGUCGGUAAAGAAUAGUACGUCCUUUUCAACUUCUCGUCCCAAUAGUAAUAAUUAUAAUAAAAUUAGUAAGACUUUUGUUAUUAAAGAUCAAAACAAAUGCUAUUGCUGUGGUAAUACCGAACAUUUUCAGUUGCGGUUUUGUAAGAAAUUUAAUGCAUUAUCGCCCACGGAGCGUUUUGAUUUUAUUAAAUUAAAUAAAGGCUGUGUCAAUUGUCUAAGUAAAGAACACACAGUUCGUCACUGUACUUCUAAAUCGACGUGUACGCAAUGUUCACGGAGUCAUCAUUCACUUCUUCAUUUUACGUCUGAAUUAAAUCGCGAACCUCACUCGAAAAUACUGAGUGAACGGAUAACAAAUGCCAGCUUUGCCACUAAUGUUAGUUCAUCGCAAGCUGCGCAUGCGACGGCCGCAUCGCCACAAUCUAUUUCUUUGUGUGCCAUUAAUCCGAGCGCCGACGUACCGCGCGCACAAUCGCCUGGUCAUACUAUUCUACUCGGUACCGCGCAAUGUAACGUUAUUGAUUGCGCGGGAAAUAAAAACACCGUUCGGAUUUUAGUGGACAGCGCGUCGCAAAGGGAUUUAAUUACACUUAAUUGUUGUUGGUUGAAAGAACUGGGUUCCAUCAAACUGGGGGGCAUGUUUAGGCCAAAUAUGCCUAAAGGGUUUUUAUAAAUAGUGAAACAGUCACCGCAUUAAUUAAUUAAUUUACUAAUGAAUUAAAUAUUGUGGGUGCACAAAGAGUUGCACUAAUUCCUUCUCUUUCCUACCUGCACCCUAUCCCUCCCACUU